This is a messenger RNA of Myotis brandtii (Brandt's bat), 5340 nucleotides long. RefSeq names its product SPHK1 interactor, AKAP domain containing (gene SPHKAP). The record is from RefSeq and is a predicted model, not a curated record. Gene Ontology annotation, cellular component: cytoplasm. The coding region runs from base 88 to 5178 and encodes 1696 amino acids. The transcript is spliced from 13 exons. Gene Ontology annotation, molecular function: protein kinase A binding. Lineage: Eukaryota; Metazoa; Chordata; Mammalia; Chiroptera; Vespertilionidae.
CCAGUCUGCGCGCUUCUGUCCCCGCGCGCUUCGGUCCCCAGCUCCGGGAACCAGGUCUUUUCUUCCCAGCGCGCCCAUCGACCAUGGAUGGCAGCUCUCUGCUCUCGGUCCCAAGCCAUGUGGGUAGUUGAGCCAAACUCACCCACCUGCCUCUCUGCUGCCUUGCCCGCCAGGAACCACUCCCAGGAAUCCAGCAACUCAGAGUCACCACUGAUGUGUGAGGUUCCAGCACCCCAGCCGGGCGGGGCCAGCGGCAGCUCAGGAAGCAGCCUGGGGAGCUCCAUCACGGCCUGUAAGAAGGUGCUUUGCAGCAAUAGCCUGCUCGAGUCUACAGACUACUGGUUGCAGAAUCAGAGGACACCCUGCCAGAUUGGGUUCGUGGAAGACAAGUCCGAAGACACAGCUUGCGCUUCCGUCUGCUUUGUGAACCUGGAUGUGAACAAGGAUGAGUGCAGCACAGAGCACCUGCAGCAGUAUCCUUGGCUGCCAGACAUCUGCUUGGUCCAGUGUGCAAGGGGGAACAGAUCAAACAGUACCAACUGCAUCAUCUUUGAAAUCAACAAAUUUUUGAUUGGCCUGGAAUUGGUUCAGGAGCGGCAGCUCCACCUGGACACAAACAUCUUGAAGGUGGAGGAUGACACGAACUGUUCCCUGUCUUCAAUCGAGGAAGACUUUCUCACCGCAUCUGAGCACCUGGAGGAGGAGAGUGAGGUGGAAGAAUACAGGAACGGUUAUGAGAAUAUAAAUGUUUCAGCCAAUGUUAUGGAAAGUAAAAAGCUGAAGGAAAUCACUCAGGAGGACUGGGAUUACAAUAAGGAAAAGUCACUUUAUACUUUGGAAGACAAAUACAUUAGCAAAUACCACAUGUCGUUGAUUAAAACAGAAACAUCUCUGGGAAAAGUAGCAGAAGACACAACUUUGCAGAGUCUAGAGCCAUCAGCUAAGCUAUCAGGGUGGAAAGGUGAAACUGCGGGGAAAGAGACGACAGCCACCAAUUACUAUUAUUCAGAAAAUUUUAAAGAUCAAGUGGAAAAAUUGCAGGCACUCUGUAUUCCAGGCAAUGCUUAUUUCUCCAAGGUGGUUAAGAAAGAUGGACCUUCUGCCCAUGGCACUGUCAUGGAGCAUGACCACAAGUUAGACCCAGGAGACCAUGAAGAUGGAACAAAUUCUCUUCUUCCCAUACAAGAUGGAGAAGCCACAACCGGCGAGUAUGCUACAAAUUUAGCAGAAUCUGUGCUGCAAGAUGCAUUUAUUAGAUUAUCUCAGUCUCAGCCUACACUACCCCAGGAAACUGCAGUCAGUGUCUCCGUAGGAAGUGCUCUGCUCCCGCGUAGCUGUUCCACAAAAGAUAUCGUGGUCCCUCAGUCAUGGAAUGAGCUCCCCAAAAUCGUCAUUGUUCAGAGUCCCGAUGGCAGUAAUGCUGCCCCUGAGCCUGACAUCUCUACGUGGCCUGAGAUGGAAGUCUCUUUUGAAAACUCAGGUGGCCCCUCUGGAGAGAAUGCCAGCAGACACCCCCAGAGCGCUCUAGAGGUAGCGUUAGCUUGUGCAGCCACCGUGAUUGGAACUAUUUCCAGUCCACAGGCCACAGAAAGACUGAAAAUGGAGCAAGAAUCCCUUAUUUCCAACCAUCCACCAGGUGGCAACGACCUACUGCACACUCAAGCAUCCCAAGUACUCAAGGAACCUUCCAUCAGCGAAUACUCGUUUCCAUCUGCUUUGUGUGGCAUGACUCAGGUGGCCAGUGCCGUCGCUGUCUGUGGCCUGGCUGAAGCAGGACAGGUGAAGUGCCCUGAAGCUUCAAGUGGAGUCUUGUCUGCAGCUGUGUCUUCUGCAGCAAUUCCUCCACUUUUUAAUUUAGCAACAGGGAGGGGCAUGGCGCUGGGAAAUGAGGCCAUUGCAGAGGCAUUGUUCAAAGAGGCCGCUCUGGUUUUAAUAAGGCCUGAUGCCUACAGCAGCAUUGGAGACCUCAUGGAAUCAAUGCACAGAAGAAUUAUGGAAACGGCUUCCAAGCCUCAGAUCUUGUGCUCAGAAAAUGCGCUUGGAAAUGAACUGGCACAUGCUCUGUCCAAUAUGAUUCUGAAGCACUGCAUUGAUGAAAUUCCCCAGCAAAGUAAAAGAAUCGACCCCAAAGGCACGCAUUCAUCUGAAACUCUGGACAUCUUAAUGGAAAGUAUCAAUCAACUGCUCUUCAAUGUGAUAUGCUUCACACUCAAGAAGAUGAGCCAUAUUGUACAGCAUGGUGAAUGCCCCACUCUCCUUUCUAAGGAAACCAUUGGAUGGAGGGAAACAGAACUAGGCAACCAGCCACCUGAUCAGGCUGCUAGUCAAGCAUGGACUAAAGCCACUGAAUACUCCAGCAGCCAUCCACAUAUUCAUCCACGUAGCACUAGUCUUGUUAUCAAUGACCUUGUAGAGGACAUGCCUCCAAAGCAAGACAGCAAGGGUUCAGCAAAGCCAGGCCUCUUCCAGAACCCCAUGCUGCAAUCUGAAUUGUCUUAUAGUCCCAGAAUGCCUGGUUCUUCAACUGCUAAAAUAUUCUCCAAGGAAAUCUAUCUGAAAGGAACCAUGGGAAAGGAUAUAAUAAACCCAUAUGAGACACUGAGUCACAAUGAGAAUGAAUGCAGAGCCUCUUCAGAGGGAGAAAGGACACGGGUAGCCACCAAAUGCAGCAGCGGUUCCCAGGAUGCUGAGGACAGCUGCAGUCCCAACAUCCAAGAGAAGUACAAUUGUGCUUCACUUCUAAACAAUGAAGUUCAAGUUAAUCUGUCUUUGUUAGGGAGUGACUUGCUGCUUCCUGCUCAGUCCAUGCUGCAGGCAAAACACACAGAGGUAUACAGCAUUACAGACUUUGCCGAAGAAUUAGCAGAGACCAUUGUCUCCAUGGCAACUGAAAUCGCAGCAAUUUGCCUUGACAACUCAAAGGGAAAACAACCCUGGUUUUGCGCGUGGAAAAGAGGGACCGAGUUUCUGGUUACCCCGAACCUAACCUGCCGAUCUUUGAAGAGGAAGGAGAGUCAGGCCAGUGGGGCCGCUGUGAGGAAACACAAGCCACCACGGCUCAGUGAGAUCAAGAGGAAAACAGAUGAGCACCCGGAGCUUAAAGAGAAGCUGAUGAACAGGGUUGUGGACGAGUCAAUGAACCUUGAGGACACCCAAGAUUCUGUCAGUGUCUUUGCAAACGAAGUAGCAGCCAAGAUCAUGAACCUGACAGAGUUUACCAUGGUGGACGGCGUCUGGCAAGCCCAGAGCUUUCCCCGGAAUCGGUUACAGAGUGGAGACAGGUGGAACCGGCUGAAGGCCUCCAGCUGUGAAAGCAUUGCCGAGGAGGACUCUAAUGCCAGGGCCUAUGUCAACAGCCUGGGUUUAAUGAGCACCCUAAGUCAGCCAGUGAGCAGGGCCAGCUCUGUCUCCAAGCAAUCGAGCUGUGAGAGCAUCACCGAUGAGUUUUCCAGGUUCAUGGUGAAUCAGAUGGAGAAUGAAGGAAGAGGAUUUGAGUUGCUGCUGGAUUACUAUGCAGGCAAGAAUGCCAGCAGCAUUGUGAACUCAGCUAUGCAGCAGGUGUGCCGGAAAAAUGACCACCUCAGUGUGAGGUCAAGCUGUCCCUCUAAGCAGUCCAGCACAGAGAGCAUCACUGAGGAGUUCUACAGGUACAUGCUGAGGGACAUUGAAAGAGAAAGCAAAGAGAACGCCUUCUCCAGACGCAGCAGCCAGGAUUGGACGGCUGGUUUAUUGUCACCUUCUCUGCGAUCCCCACUGUAUUACAGACAGUCGUCUAUGCCAGAUGGCAGAUCCCUGGGCGCCAGGCUGACAGUGAAUGUGCCAUUCAAAGCCAACUCCUUAGAUGGCUUUGCUCAAAACAACCAGCGAGAUUUCCUGAGCGUACAGCCAGUCAGCAGUGCUUCCUCAACGGGGCUCUGCAAAUCUGAUUCUUGCUUGUAUCGCAGAGGUGGAACUGACCAGAUCACAGCCAUGUUAAUUCAUGAGACAUGGGCAAACUCAAUCGAGGCCCUCAUGCGGAAGAACAAAAUUAUAGUGGAUGAUGCCCAGGCUGAUGCUGAGCCUGUUUCUGGUGGCCCUUCCUUGCAAGUGGACAAGUGUGCAAACAGGUUAGCUUCGAGCAGAGUGCAAAGUGGGCCAAUUCUUCUUGUCCAGGAGUCUAUUGAUUACCAGAGGAAAGACUCUGUUACCGAAAGCCAACAUCCCCCAGUGUCCUCUCCAAGCAAAGCUGCUUCUCUUAGUUUCAAUUCUAAAAAGGAAAGUUCCUUGUGCCAUGAUGGUGUCUCUAUAAACCACACCAGGCAAUCACUUUGUUCAAGGGAAGUGCCUUUGAUUCAGAUUGAAACAGAUCAGAGAGAAGAGUGUGCUGGUGAACCUGAACACAACCUUUCCAAGUGUGGCCCCCUGGAAGGAGCAGAGGAGCAUUUGAAAGACGAUGAGAAAGUCCCAGAUGUGGUGAGGGGUAGAGACACGGAGAAGAAAAACUGCCAAAACUACGGUGACAGCCUUGAUGCCAGCAACGUACCAGAGGCUGAAGUCCCGACAGAAGGCAGAGCCCCGGAUGAGGUUCCCAACCCUCCCGUCAGCAGUGGAGAGAGCACAGACAGCUGGUCUCAGCUUGCCAACGAGGAGGACAACCCAGACGACACAAGUAGCUUUCUGCAGUUCAGUGAGCGAUCCAUGAGAUGCAACCCAGGCUGGGUUUACAUGAGCAAUGGCAACAGUAGUGCCACUAGCAGUCUUGGCAUUAUGGACCUGGACAUUUAUCAGGAAAGCAUGCCAUCUUCUCCCAUGAUUAAUGAAUUAAUAGAAGAAAAGGAGAUUCUUAAAGGACAGUCAGAAAACAGAGAGGAAUGUGCCUCCGGAGCACCUGUGGGAGCCGCCAGCCGCCAGGGGAGCAUGCUGGUGAUCAACUUCGACCUGGAGCCAGAGUGUCCUGACGCGGAGCUUCGCGCCACUCUGCAGUGGAUCGCCGCCUCCGAGCUCGGGAUCCCGACCAUCUACUUUAAGAAAUCUCAGGAAAACAGGAUUGAGAAGUUUCUAGAUGUCGUGCGGCUGGUUCACCAGAAGUCCUGGAAAGUGGGGGACAUCUUCCACGCCGUUGUUCAGUACUGCAGAAUGCGCGAGGAGCAGAAAGAUGGGGCCCCGAGUCUCUUUGACUGGCUGUUGGGACUGGGAUAAGGCAGCUAGGCCCUGUACAGUAUUCCUUUUCUUUAUUCCACUUUAGAAUAUAGUGAUUUGUUCUAAAUGCUCUAAACUUUCUCAAACGUUGCAUCCCAUUAGCAGAGCUAUAAAAAAAUCUGCUGUUCAAGGCUACUGCCCAUGGAAUAAACCAGAGGAAAA